This is a messenger RNA of Haliotis rubra (blacklip abalone), 1094 nucleotides long. Its product is annotated as thymidylate kinase-like. Lineage: Eukaryota; Metazoa; Mollusca; Gastropoda; Lepetellida; Haliotidae. Gene Ontology annotation, cellular component: mitochondrion; nucleus; cytosol. Gene Ontology annotation, molecular function: ATP binding; dTMP kinase activity. The transcript has 6 exons. The record is from RefSeq and is a predicted model, not a curated record. Gene Ontology annotation, biological process: dTTP biosynthetic process; dUDP biosynthetic process; dTDP biosynthetic process. The coding region runs from base 268 to 951 and encodes 227 amino acids.
UCAACUUCCGGGUGAAAUGGAUGUGUGUCGUCGCUUGCCAAAGAACUGCGAGCCUGGUCCGACAUUUUCUGCUACAUAAAAACCUUUUAGCUUUGUGAUUCACUGCCCCUGUCAGCCGGAGUGAAUAUUACCACCGGGCGUCGCGAGCACGUGACCGUCACGUGAUGUAAAUAUAUCCUCACGCCUGGAGUGGACUUGUCUGAAAGAAAAGUCACAGAAUAUUUAUAAUAGGUUGCGGACAGGGGGCGGAUAUUGCCGACUUAGCCGAUGAUUCGAUUCUGGCGCCUAAUCCGAAAUCGACGUACGUUCAGCUCGACGAUGAAAGACAGAGGGGCGUUGGUCGUGUUUGAAGGGUGCGACAGGUGUGGCAAAACAACCCAGUGUAACCAACUGCUCCAGAAACUCACGGCAGAUGGAAUACCAGCGAAGCUGAUGAAAUUUCCUGACAGGACAACUGUCAUUGGUCAGAUGAUUAAUGAAUACCUACAGAAGAAGGCGGAGUUAGAUGACCAUGCUGUACAUCUGCUCUUCUCAGCUAACAGAUGGGAGCGUGUAAAAGACAUCUACCAGUUAUUGAGUGAAGGCACAACCUUGAUAGUUGACAGAUAUGCAUUUUCUGGUGUGGCAUUCACAGCGUCCAAAAAGGGGUUUUCCUUGGACUGGUGCAAGCAGCCAGAUGUUGGACUCCCCUGCCCAGACAAAGUGUUGUAUUUGACCUUAACCCCUGAAGCUGCUGGGAAGCGAGCUGGAUUUGGAGGGGAAAGAUAUGAGCAGAAGGACUUUCAGAAAAGGGUUGCUGAAAACUUUGAAAAGUUGCAAGAUGAAAAUUGGCAGAGGAUUGAUGCUGACAGGAGUAUAGAGGAUCUCCACUGUGAACUGUAUGCCAUUGUGAAGCAAACCAUUCAAGAGGCAAGGAAUAAGACAAUCGAAAAAUUGUGGGUUGAAACAUAGUGCAACCCAAGAUUCAUGUCAACUACUGGCAUAAUGACUGUCACAUCCCACCACCCCACUUAUCAUCAGUAUAACAUUUGAUGCUGCAGACAAAUGUUUGAAUGUCACAUACUUGAGAAAACACAUAUUAAAAGUAAAUGUUA